This is a messenger RNA of Ambispora leptoticha, 3441 nucleotides long. The record is from the annotation of a GenBank genome assembly. Lineage: Eukaryota; Fungi; Glomeromycota; Glomeromycetes; Archaeosporales; Ambisporaceae.
AUGUCAACAACAGCACAAGAUCUUCAACAGGUUGCAAAACGACUUGCUUCCUACACAGCACCCGAGGAAGUGUAUAAUGACUUAAUAGCAAGCGACGGUGAGGACGUGGAUCCUUUUGCGCAAAGAAAUGUCUCGAGAAGAAUUAUAGAUAGAGAAAGUGAUUAUCAUGCUCGCAGGUUGAACAGAGUAAUUUCCCCGGAACGCCAGGAUCCUUUUUCCGAAGGUGAAGCAAACGUUGAAUCAAGGUCAUAUGCUGAUGUAAUGCGAGAAGCCGAACUUGAACGUGAGCAAAGAAAAGUUUUGCAAAAAUUGGAAGAAAAGAAGAAAGAAGCGAAGGAAGCGGCAAUUGAUCAAACUUCUGCACAAAAGAAGAGGCGCUGGGAUAUGGCGACAACAGUGGAAACUAAAGCCACCUCUGAAUGGUCAAAAACUGAUGAAGUGACAACUCUGAAAAAUAGAUGGGAUGAAACCCCUAGAGUUUCUAUUGAUGCUACUGCUGAAACUCCCAGAAAAAGAAGCAGAUGGGAUGUUACCCCGAUGGUCUCUUCUAAAAAAUCUCGUUGGGAUGAAACUCCCGCAAAUGGCAAUUCUCAAUUUGGAGUCACUCCCGUUGGAAAUUUAGGUCUCAUUACACCAACGCCUGGUUAUUUGGCACCGAUGACACCAGAAGCCCAACGCUGGGAAAAGGAUUUAGAUGCACGUAAUAGACCACUCACUGACGAAGAACUCGAUGCAAUGUUUCCAUCAACUGGAUAUAAAAUUCUUGAGCCGCCAUCAGGUUAUGUUCCUAUACGUACCGCAGCACGUAAACUGAUGGCCACACCGACUCCGAUGGCAGCUGAGGGAUUCGUAAUGUUAGAAGAGGAUCGAACCCAAAUGUACGAUUUACCCGCAGAAAUUCCGGGUGUUGGUAAUCUUCCAUUCUUUAAACAAGAAGACAUGCAACAUUUUGGAAAAUUAUUGGAUGAUAAAGAUGAAAGUGAAUUGUCAGUAGAAGAACUUAAAGAGCGCAAAAUCAUGCGUCUUUUACUAAAAAUAAAAAAUGGAACUCCACCGAUGCGAAAAACAGCGCUCCGACAAAUUACAGACAAAGCAAGGGAUUUUGGAGCCGGUCCUCUUUUCAAUCAAAUCCUUCCCUUAUUAAUGUCUCAGAAUUUGGAGGAUCAAGAACGACAUUUGCUCGUUAAGGUUAUUGAUCGUAUUCUAUACAAGUUAGAUGCCCUAGUUAGACCUUAUGUUCAUAAAAUCCUAGUCGUCAUUGAACCGCUUUUAAUUGAUGAAGAUUACUUUGCUAGAUGUGAGGGUCGUGAAAUUAUUAGUAAUUUAAGUAAAGCUGCCGGAUUGCCUACAAUGAUCGCGACAAUGAGACCUGAUAUCGAUCAUGUGGAUGAAUAUGUUCGUAAUACAACCGCUCGAGCUUUUUCAGUUGUUGCCUCUGCACAUGGAAUUCCAGCAUUACUUCCUUUCUUAAAAGCUGUUUGUAAAAGUAAGAAAUCAUGGCAAGCUCGACAUACAGGCAUUAAAAUUGUCCAACAAAUCGCCAUCUUGAUGGGCUGUGCUGUCUUGCCACACUUAAAAAACCUUGUUGAGGCGAUUGCUCACGGUUUAGAGGAUGAGCAACAAAAAGUUCGUACUAUUACAGCUUUAGCAAUAGCUGCUCUAGCAGAAGCUGCUGCGCCUUAUGGUAUCGAAUCUUUUGAUUCCGUUCUUAAACCACUAUGGACUGGCAUUCGAAAACAUCGUGGCAAAGGAUUAGCAGCUUUUCUGAAAGCAAUUGGAUACAUUAUUCCCUUAAUGGAUGCUGAAUAUGCCAAUUAUUAUACAAAAGAAGUGAUGAUUAUUUUGAUUCGGGAAUUUCAAUCGCCAGAUGAAGAAAUGAAAAAAAUUGUCUUAAAAGUGGUUAAACAAUGUGCCGCAACUGAUGGUGUCCAACCUCAAUAUAUAAAAGAAGAAAUUUUACCGGAGUUUUUCAAAAACUUUUGGGUACGCAGAAUGGCAUUGGAUCGACGUAACUAUCGUCAAGUUGUAGAAACCACUGUAGAAUUGGCGCAAAAAGUUGGAGUUACUGAAAUAGUUGGGCGCAUUGUAGAAGAUCUUAAAGAUGAGUCUGAACCUUAUCGAAAAAUGGUGAUGGAGACAGUUGAAAAAGUUGUCAGCCAAUUGGGAGCAGCUGAUAUAGAUACGCGUCUUGAAGAAGUAUUAAUUGACGGCAUUCUUUACGCUUUUCAAGAACAAACGGUUGAAGAUAUAGUCAUGCUUAAUGGAUUUGGUACAGUUGUUAAUGCUUUAGGACUUCGUGUUAAACCAUAUCUGCAACAAAUUACAUCCACAAUUCUGUGGCGUCUUAACAAUAAAUCAGCUAAAGUGCGUCAACAAGCUGCAGAUCUAAUUUCCCGUAUUGCAGUUGUAAUGAAGAAUUGUGGUGAAGAAAAAUUAAUGGGUCAUCUUGGUGUAGUUCUCUAUGAAUAUCUCGGUGAAGAAUAUCCCGAAGUUCUUGGCUCCAUCCUUGGUGGCCUUAAAUCAAUAGUAAAUGUGAUUGGAAUGUCUAGCAUGACCCCACCGAUAAAAGAUUUACUACCUCGACUGACUCCGAUUUUAAAGAACAGGCAUGAGAAAGUAGAAGAAGCAUGUAUCGACUUGGUAGGACGUAUUGCUGAUCGUGGGGCAGAAUUUGUCUCCGCAAGAGAAUGGAUGCGCAUUUGUUUUGAAUUAUUAGAUAUGCUCAAAGCACACAAGAAAGGAAUACGUCGAGCUACAGUAAAUACAUUUGGAUAUAUAGCAAAGGCCAUAGGACCACAAGAUGUCCUGGCAACUUUAUUAAAUAAUUUAAAAGUUCAAGAAAGACAGAAUCGAGUAUGCACAACAGUUGCCAUAGCAAUCGUCGCCGAAACGUGUGCUCCUUUCACUGUUUUACCUGCGUUAAUGAAUGAAUAUCGCGUACCAGAAUUGAACGUGCAAAAUGGUGUGCUUAAGUCGCUUUCUUUCCUAUUUGAAUAUAUCGGCGAAAUGGGCAAAGAUUAUAUUUACGCAGUAACACCUCUACUUGAAGAUGCUCUAAUGGAUCGCGAUUUAGUGCAUCGGCAAACUGCAUGUACUACUGUCAAACAUAUGUCACUGGGAGUAUUUGGUCUUGGCUGUGAAGAUGCUCUUUUACAUCUUCUAAAUUAUGUAUGGCCAAAUAUUUUUGAAACUUCACCUCACGUCAUUAACGCAGUUAUGGAAGCAAUCGAAGGAUUACGAGUUGCGCUAGGUCCUUCAACUAUAUUACAAUAUGUCUUACAGGGAUUAUUUCACCCAGCUCGGAAAGUGCGUGAGAUUUAUUGGAAAAUCUAUAAUCAACUUUACAUUGGUGCUCAGGAUGCGUUGAUUCCAUAUUAUCCUCGGAUUGAAGACGAUGAACGUAAUAAUUACGAAAGAUACGAACUCUCCAUGUGGCUCUAA